Schizosaccharomyces japonicus yFS275 is the source of this 2634-nucleotide messenger RNA. RefSeq names its product exocyst complex subunit Sec15. Gene Ontology annotation, biological process: intracellular protein transport; Golgi to plasma membrane transport; exocytosis. The transcript is spliced from 8 exons. The record is from RefSeq and is a predicted model, not a curated record. Bases 149 to 2521 code for a protein of 790 amino acids. NCBI's taxonomy places the organism in Eukaryota, Fungi, Ascomycota, Schizosaccharomycetes, Schizosaccharomycetales, Schizosaccharomycetaceae.
UCAGACGAACUUCGUCGCCAAUUCCUUUACAAACACAGUUUUAGUGAAGAAAUACGUCUGAAAACACUAUUUGUUGCAACAGCAAGGCAGUAAUCGUACUCCUUAAAAACACUGCUAGGUCUUAAACUCGUUUCCAUGCAUCGAUGCCAUGGACACUGAAAGCGUUCAGUUUUUGAAUAACAUCACAUCCAUUGAAACGGAUAAUGAUGUUAUUGAACACUUGCCUCAAUUAAUUACCUUGGCCUGUCAAAAAGGUCAAGAGCGACAAGUAAUCGCGCAAAUGCAGGAAAUGAUCAAUGAAAGUGCUAUUAAAGUAGAGCAAUUAUGUACUGAUAACAAUGAGGCAUUUAACGAAUCGGUCUCUAGUUUCCACACAGUAAGAGACCGGGUAAAUCAGUUACAAACAUCCAUUCUAGAACUCAAUAAUGAUAUCCAAGCUAGUGGGCGAGAUCUACAGGACAAGAAAUCGCAAUUGAAGGAACUUCACGAUGCGGAGAACAAUCUGAACGCUUAUAAAGAGAAUCUAGUGAUUUAUCUCGAUGUCUUCAACCACAUUGAGAAGGCCGGAAGCUAUUUUAAGGAGAAACGCUAUUACAAAGCACUUCGUCUACUUGAUGAAAUAAGUAGUACGCGCUUAAAGCGAAUGUCAGAGUAUUCUCUUACAAAAGCUCUCGUCAAUUCCUUGUCCAGUUCACGAGAGUAUGCUAAAAGUUUGGCCAUGAAGGACUUGCAUGAAUGGCUCUUCAACAUUCGUGAAAAAUCCGUCAUUAUUGGCAGUUUUGCCUUUGAAAAGAUGGAUGAACGUAGGCGUUCAUGGGCAAGAGAGUUUGCACAAGACUUGCAAAACAUUAAUACCCGCUCUCCCUAUUCUCUGCAUCUGGCAUUAUUGAAUACAGUCGACUUUUCCCCCUUAAACAACGAAGCUAUAAAGAUCACAUUUGAACCUCUUUACACGGGUAUACAUAUUUUUUCAUACCUUGGUAUAUUGGAUGAAUUUCAAUUGUCAUUUGAGAAAGACCGUCGCCUGCAAUUAGAAAGUCUUGCGCCAAAGUCUUUGAAUCAACUGGACUUGAAAAUCGUUGGAAACUGGCUAAAAGCUAUUGCAGGUUUUAUGAUAAUUGAGUAUUAUGUCUUGCAGCGUGUUCCCGGCUUUCGUACAUUGGAUGAAGUUGAUUUUCUGUGGAGUUCCAUUUGCGACAAAUUAUCUGAUACCCUCAUCCCCCUUCUGUUUCAAGAGCAGAGCACAGCUACUAUCAUGAAAAUUAAGAAUCUUGUGAUGCUACUCAUUCACACAAUGGAGUUCUUUAACUUUCCCGUGUGGAAAUUGCACGGUCUGUGCAUUAAGCUUAUUGAUGCUUUUGGAGGCGCUCUAAUUUAUAAACAUGCUGGCAUGUUUGCAGAAACUCUCGACAACGACAAUUACGCACCACUUGAGAUAAAGGAUGAACAAAUGUACUGUGAACUUAUCCAACCAUAUUGGUAUGAUAAGAAGGUCGAUUCAUUUCCGGUCACCAUGCCCUUCUCGAAAAUGUGCUAUGAGUGCUGUCAAAACGCAGACUCUUUCAUUCGUCGAUUCUUUAUGUUCCUUAAUGACUCAAUUACUCUCGCCGUUGAAGUCAACGAACGUGCGCCAAGACUUUUUCGCCGAUUCAUUAAAUUUGGUUUCGUGAAUCAACUCACGGACCGGUUGCCUCGACUUGGUAUUUCACAAGUUGCUCAAGUCGUGCAAAACUUUGAUGCUUUUGAAGAACCGUUAUUGAGAAUGGAGCGCAUUCUCUCUAGUAACAAAUCUAUUACGCCUAUGGCUCAGAUGUUGCCUGAAAAUGCACAACCGUCUUCUCAUAAAGCAACUGAGAUGCUCGAAGAAAUUAGCCAUGGACGCAAGCAGGCUUUACAUCAAAUCUUUAUUUGCAUUAACCACAAGAUUGAUGAUUUUGUUGACCUGGCUGAAUAUGAUUGGAUAACGACCACGCCACGAACGACAGUAAGCGGCUACUUACAGGAAAUGCUUGCUUAUUUGCAAACUAUGUAUAUGGAAAUAUUGGGUGGUAUUGACAACUCGGACAAAUCGUACAUUUAUUUGGAGACACUCGAUCAUUUGUCGACAGCCAUAAUGAAACUUAUCACUCACCCAUCUGUGCGACGAAUUUCAAGUACUGCUGCUGCUGGUUUUAAACUGGAUAUUGAGUUUUUGGAAAGCUUUGCCGCAAAGUUGCCAGGUCAAAGCAUCGUAAACGCUGAUAGUUUCAUUGAACUUCGACAAAGUGCCAAACUUCUACAGGCUGAAAAUGUCGAAGAAUACAUGGAUGCUGACAAGUUCGUUAGAGACUUUAGUCGUUUGGAUACAUCAACGGCGAUAAAGUUGUUAGAGAAACUUCUCAAUAAUUACUCCGCAUUACCCUUGAGCAAUGACAGGCCAAAACGCAAGGCUAUAGAACACGUUCUUGCUGCGCUGCGGAAACGUCUUGCUCAGGAAAUUGCUCAAGCCCAAGCACAGGGUCCCCAGAAGAGCAAAGCUUAAUUUGAAAAGGGAGGAAUGAAGAAAUGCAUAAGUUUAUAUAAACGUUGUUUCCGGUAGUGCUCAGAAAAGCUGUGGCAAUGAAAUUUACUGAUCUUAAUGAUUAACCUGUAUCG